ACUUUCAGCGCGAGGGCAUUGUGGGAAGCAGCCAUGGUCUAAGCCUCACCUGUCAGCCACGCCGGCUCCUGCGCUCGCCUCUAGCCCUAGCGUCUCCAGCUCUCCUAGCUCGCACGCGGGGGCGGCGGCGGCACGGUCACCAUGAUACAUUUCAUAUUGCUCUUCAGUCGACAAGGGAAAUUACGGCUGCAGAAAUGGUACAUCACUCUCCCUGACAAAGAGAAGAAGAAGAUCACCAGGGAAAUUGUUCAGAUUAUUCUCUCCCGUGGUCAUAGGACAAGCAGUUUUAUUGACUGGAAGGAGCUAAAACUUGUUUAUAAAAGGUAUGCUAGUUUAUAUUUUUGCUGUGCAGUAGAAAAUCAGGACAAUGAGCUCUUGACGCUAGAGAUUGUGCAUCGUUACGUGGAGCUGCUGGACAAAUAUUUUGGAAAUGUCUGUGAGCUGGAUAUCAUCUUCAAUUUUGAAAAGGCUUAUUUCAUCCUGGAUGAGUUUAUAAUAGGUGGAGAAAUUCAGGAAACAUCCAAGAAAAUUGCUGUCAAAGCCAUUGAAGACUCUGAUAUGUUACAGGAGACAUUGGAAGAAUACAUGAACAAGCCUACAUUUUAACUGGAAAUCUACCUGAAGACUCGAGCCUACGUGUUAUGAAGCUGUAAAUAAGCAAUGCUUUCCAUCUGGGUUUUUGAUGGAGCCUCAGGCACCAUGCCAAAAAUAACUUAAAGGGAUUUUUGUUAACAAAAGUUAAAGUUGUUUAACAUAUUUAUAAUUACUAUAUGUCUGUAUUAUUA
Molecule: messenger RNA, 785 nt
Organism: Saimiri boliviensis boliviensis (Bolivian squirrel monkey)
Lineage: Eukaryota; Metazoa; Chordata; Mammalia; Primates; Cebidae
Gene: AP1S3
Product: adaptor related protein complex 1 subunit sigma 3
Biological process (GO): vesicle-mediated transport; intracellular protein transport
Cellular component (GO): AP-1 adaptor complex; membrane coat
Molecular function (GO): clathrin-cargo adaptor activity
Source: RefSeq, a predicted model, not a curated record